GAGGAAGUAGUUCUUUUUGGGGACGGUGACGUGCCUUGAAGUAGUGGUGGUAUAUUUGGCUUUUUUGAAGUACCAAGUGGAAUUGUAAUAGUCUAGUAAUAUGAGUGCUGAGCCGAUUAAUAUUCGAAAUAUUUGUGUACUACUAGUCUGCCUCAUUGGGGCUGUUCUAGCAGGGAGAGACUUUUAUAAGAUCUUGGGAGUACCUAGAAGCGCCUCCGUUAGAGAUAUCAAGAAAGCUUAUCGUAAACUUGCCUUGCAGCUGCACCCAGAUCGGAACCAAGAUGACCCCAAUGCACAGGAAAAGUUUCAGGAUUUGGGAGCUGCUUACGAGGUGUUGUCUGAUGAAGAAAAGAGAAAACAAUAUGAUCAGUAUGGGGAAGAAGGGCUAAAAGAAGGACACCAGGGAGGUCAUGGAGAUAUCUUUUCACAUUUCUUUGGAGACUUUGGGUUCAUGUUUGGAGGAAGCCCACGGCAGCAAGAUCGGAACAUUCCCAGGGGAAGUGAUGUUAUUGUAGAUCUGGAAGUUACACUAGAAGAAGUGUAUUCAGGCAACUUUGUUGAGGUUGUCCGAAAUAAACCAGUAGCAAAACAGGCUGCUGGAAAAAGGAAAUGCAACUGCAGACAGGAAAUGAGGACAACUCAGCUUGGACCUGGCCGUUUCCAGAUGACACAGGAAACUGUUUGUGAUGAGUGCCCCAAUGUUAAGCUUGUUAAUGAAGAAAGAACAUUGGAAGUAGAAAUAGAACCUGGUGUACGAGAUGGAACAGAAUAUCCUUUCAUUGGUGAAGGUGAACCUCACAUUGAUGGGGAACCAGGAGACCUGAGAUUUAAAAUUAAGGUUCUAAAGCAUCCUGUAUUUGAAAGGAGAGGUGAUGACCUGUACACAAAUGUCACAAUUUCUCUUGUGGAAGCAUUAGUUGGGUUUGAAAUGGACAUUGCACAUUUGGAUAAUCAUAAGGUUCGUAUAGUCCGUGACAAAAUCACAAAACCUGGUGCCAAAUUGUGGAAGAAAGGAGAAGGACUGCCAAACUUUGACAACAAUAAUAUACGAGGUUCAUUAAUAAUCACAUUUGAUGUGGAAUUUCCAAAGGAACAGUUAACAAGUGAACAGAAAGAAGCUGUCAAACAGUUACUAAACCAAGGAUCUGUGCAGAAAGUUUACAAUGGACUACAGGGAUAUUAACAGUAAAUAAAAAAAGACUUGGAUUAAAACAAACUAAAAAGAUGAUCUGUGGGUAUAUUUAUUAUCUGCAAUUUUUUAGUGUUGGAUUUAUUCUGAAUUACAAACUUUACUAGACCUACUGGAAAAAUGAGGUACAGAAGGUAUAAUUUUAUUGCUGGGAGGUGAAAGUGGUCUGGAUGAAGACUUGACUCCUCUAGAACAAGCGCUCCGGAACAUUACCUCUGAUUUGACGUCUGCAGGUCUAACUGUGCUCUAAUGAGAGCAAAUCAGAGCGCGACUGAUAACACACCCUAUUCAGGUGUCCAUGUUUUGUAAUGUUCUGAAAAGAAAUUUAAAUAUAUUUUGAUGUUCUGUUAUCUGUUUACUUGACUUUUUGUGGUAUCAUCUGUAGUUCUGUAGUAUAGAUUUCUGUGUGGCAGCUGUUUAGUUUUUGCUCACUUGAACCAAGGGUUCUAUUUUUUUUUUAUAUAUAAUAGAAAAGGAAGACUUUAAGGAUAAUUUUUAACCACAGAAUGACUGGAUUUUCAUGGAUGUGCUGAUUUAUGCAGAUGUUGAAAUUUGAUGACCUUAUUAGAUUUCAUACUAUA
Molecule: messenger RNA, 1770 nt
Organism: Protopterus annectens (West African lungfish)
Lineage: Eukaryota; Metazoa; Chordata; Ceratodontiformes; Protopteridae
Gene: DNAJB11
Product: DnaJ heat shock protein family (Hsp40) member B11
Exons: 10
Coding region: 101-1183 (360 amino acids)
Biological process (GO): protein maturation; protein folding
Cellular component (GO): endoplasmic reticulum
Molecular function (GO): misfolded protein binding
Source: RefSeq, a predicted model, not a curated record